This is a messenger RNA of Trachymyrmex cornetzi, 912 nucleotides long. RefSeq names its product protein SDE2 homolog. Gene Ontology annotation, cellular component: nucleus. Lineage: Eukaryota; Metazoa; Arthropoda; Insecta; Hymenoptera; Formicidae. The record is from RefSeq and is a predicted model, not a curated record. The coding region runs from base 61 to 855 and encodes 264 amino acids. The transcript is spliced from 2 exons.
UUGGGAUAAGUUACGUUUGUUUGCACUUGUAGUCCAAAAACAAAUUUUAUAUAAGUAAAAAUGUUGAAUGUGAAGAUCCUGGGAGUAUCCUUGAAAUGCAGUUUCAACACGCCGGUCUCUGUGCAAGAAUUAAAACAAGAAAUUGAGAGAGAAACGAAUCUUUCACAUGGUCAAUAUUAUGUCCUGCACAAUGGUCGACUCGUACAGGAAGAUGAUAUUUGCUCGAAUGGCUAUGCAACUGUAGUUCCAAGACUGUUGGGGGGCAAAGGUGGUUUUGGAUCUAUGUUACGCGCGAUAGGUGCGCAGAUUGAGAAAACCACAAAUCGCGAAGCUUGCAGAGAUCUCAGUGGUCGCAGAUUGCGCGACAUAAAUGAAGAAAAAAGGCUGAAAGCUUGGAUCGAUAAACAGGCCAAGAGAGAGAAGGAGGAGGUGGAACGCAGGAAAAAGAAGCUAGAAAAACUCUGCACCGAGCCAAAACAUGAAUUUAAAGAUCAGCGUUAUGACCAGGAACGUGCGGAAUUGACCGAGAGAGUUGGAGAUGCCAUAGAAGAAGGAUUCAAAGCUGCGAGCACAUCGGGUAUCAAGAGGAAGCAGGAGGAGAACAAUAAACCCAACAAACGCAAGACCAUGUUAGAUUUAGAAAUUGAUUCUGACGAAUUUGAGGAUUCUGAUGACAAUGAUGAGGAUGAGGCGUUGCCUGUAGAAAGAACGAAAGCCAAAAAGCAGCAAGGAUCAAAUGACAGCGGACAUUCCAGUAACAAUGCCGAAAAUAUCAAUGAAUGCAUCAAGAUAAUAGGAAGUGGACAUUCCAUAUCGUCGAGCGAUAAUCAGAUAAAUAACAAAAGUAUUGAGUAAGCUAUUUAUUAAAAUAAAUACUAAAUGUAUUAUUGAGUCUUGAAUGUAAAUGCAUAA